Molecule: messenger RNA, 1240 nt
Organism: Pan troglodytes (chimpanzee)
Lineage: Eukaryota; Metazoa; Chordata; Mammalia; Primates; Hominidae
Gene: RPL13
Product: ribosomal protein L13
Exons: 6
Coding region: 581-1216 (211 amino acids)
Biological process (GO): translation
Cellular component (GO): ribosome; cytosolic large ribosomal subunit
Molecular function (GO): structural constituent of ribosome; RNA binding
Source: RefSeq, a predicted model, not a curated record
ACUCCAGCCUGGGCGACGGAGCGAGACUCCGUCUACAAAAAAAAAAAAAACCACAAAUGUUCUAAAUGGAUGGGAGGAGAAUAAACGCUGGAACAAGGACGAAGGCCUUAGGUUGCGCAAACUCGGAUGUCAUUGAAGUUUUUCUGCCUUUGCGCUGCAAAUGUGUCUCACAAAUGUGAACAAACUUAGAAUUCCUCGGGCGUCGCCCGUUCGCCGUCGGCCCACAUACCGGACUCGCGCGCGUUAGCCCGCAAGACAGGACUCGGCCGCGGCCCGCGCAGCGGCUGAAGCGCCGGGGCAGUAACGGCGGACGUCAAGCAAGUCCGGCCGUCGGUUACUCAGGGCCCAGGAAUCACGGCCGCCCCGCCGCAUUCUCAGCGGCAACAUGUCUGCGACGGCGGCCCUAGGGCUGCCGGGAGAGCCGCGGCGACGUCAGUUCCUCCUUUCGGAGCUCUGAUUGGUCAGAGCGCCCGGCGCUUCUGGUUGGCCGGCCCUGCUAUCAUCCCAGAGUGCAUUGCGGGGCCGCUUCCUUUCCGCUCGGCUGUUUUCCUGCGCGGGAGCCGCAGGGCCGUAGGCAGCCAUGGCGCCCAGCCGGAAUGGCAUGGUCUUGAAGCCCCACUUCCACAAGGACUGGCAGCGGCGCGUGGCCACGUGGUUCAACCAGCCGGCCCGGAAGAUCCGCAGACGUAAGGCCCGGCAAGCCAAGGCGCGCCGCAUCGCCCCGCGCCCCGCGUCGGGGCCCAUCCGGCCCAUCGUGCGCUGCCCCACGGUUCGGUACCACACGAAGGUGCGCGCCGGCCGCGGCUUCAGCCUGGAGGAGCUCAGGGUGGCCGGCAUUCACAAGAAGGUGGCCCGGACCAUCGGCAUUUCUGUGGAUCCGAGGAGGCGGAACAAGUCCACGGAGUCCCUGCAGGCCAACGUGCAGCGGCUGAAGGAGUACCGCUCCAAACUCAUCCUCUUCCCCAGGAAGCCCUCGGCCCCCAAGAAGGGAGACAGUUCCGCUGAAGAACUGAAACUAGCCACCCAGCUGACCGGACCGGUCAUGCCCAUCCGGAACGUCUAUAAGAAGGAGAAAGCUCGAGUGAUCACUGAGGAAGAGAAGAAUUUCAAAGCCUUCGCUAGCCUCCGUAUGGCCCGUGCCAACGCCCGGCUCUUCGGCAUACGGGCAAAAAGAGCCAAGGAAGCCGCAGAACAGGAUGUUGAAAAGAAAAAAUAAAGCCCUUCUGGGGACUUGGAAUCA